AUGACUGACUUCAUCGCCAAGGAACAAGCUGCGUACCCGGAUAUUGCACAGCGCUACCAGGCGCUCGAGAACCUGCACGUCCGCAAACUUUAUCAUGAGCUAACUGGCGAACUUGAGGCUUUUGUGCGCGAUCCCAUGUGCCACAAAUACCCACUGAACCUGCCUAAGUUGUAUCACGAGUUCAUCCAGCCUAUUCAAGACAAGCUCAAUCCGAUUCGACUCGUCGUCAUAUGUUCUGAGAUCAGUGCCCAAUUCGCUGAUGCUGCGAAGGCACAGGAGUUUAUGGAGCAAUUGCUGGGCCAGCUAAGCGAAAAGACUGCGCAUGAGGCUGUUUUGUUGUGCAAAAUGCAGAUUGCACAGCUAAAAUUUUGUCGUGGUGCUGAGUUCUUACCCGAAGUCAAGGCUACGGUGGAUGAUGACAAGCCAGUGAUUGAAGCACUCGUGGGUGCAGAACCUGUAGUUCAUGCGGCCUAUUAUCGAGUUGCUUGCGACUACUAUGGAGCGUUGGGUCCAGCAGACAAAUUUUACAAGAACGCACUCAUGUUCUUGGCUUACACUCAAUAUAAUGAGAUGCGUCCGGAUCAGCGUUUCGAUUUGGCUGUUAAUAUUAGUAUUGCAGCUCUUACUGGUGAUGGCGUCUUUAACUUUGGUGAAGUGUUAGCGACACCGAUUUUGCGCGCGUUGGAAGGCACAGACAAGCAAUGGUUGUCGGACCUACUGCAUGCAUUUAAUAAGGGCGACAUUGAUCGGUUUAAUGAGAUUGUCGGCCAAAAUAGCAAGGAAUUUAAUUCGCAACCGGCACUUGUGAGUAAGCAAGAGUAUGUGAAGGAGAAAGUCGCGCUUUUGGCUUUGAUGGUGCUGGUGUUUCAACGUCCGUCACAUGAACGUAACAUUUCGUUUCACGAGAUUGCUGAAAUAACACGCUUGCCACUGAAGCAGGUUGAGUGGCUCGUGAUGCGUGCACUGUCAUGCAAGCUCAUCAAAGGAUCCAUUGACCAGGUAGAUGGCAUCGUGCGUGUCACAUGGGUUCAGCCGCGCGUGCUAGAUAAUUCACAGCUACAGGAGCUCGUAACUCGCCUAGAUGGCUGGGAAAAAAAGGUGAACUCGACCUUGUUGUACGUGGAGGAACAAACCCCGGAGCUAUUUCAGUAG
Molecule: messenger RNA, 1152 nt
Organism: Plasmopara halstedii
Lineage: Eukaryota; Oomycota; Peronosporomycetes; Peronosporales; Peronosporaceae
Product: 26s proteasome non-atpase regulatory subunit
Exons: 3
Coding region: 1-1152 (383 amino acids)
Biological process (GO): ubiquitin-dependent protein catabolic process
Cellular component (GO): cytosol; nucleus; proteasome regulatory particle, lid subcomplex
Molecular function (GO): structural molecule activity
Source: RefSeq, a predicted model, not a curated record